Messenger RNA from Oldenlandia corymbosa var. corymbosa, 2205 nucleotides. NCBI's taxonomy places the organism in Eukaryota, Viridiplantae, Streptophyta, Magnoliopsida, Gentianales, Rubiaceae. The record is from the annotation of a GenBank genome assembly.
AUGGUCUCUUUGGAAAUAGGCAAGGAUGCCGGGAUCGACCCGGAUGAAAUUUCCCCAAUUGAAGAAGUCCGUUUAACGGUGCCCACCACCGAUGAUCCUUCGCUUCCGGUCUGGACUUUCAGGAUGUGGUUUCUCGGGCUGUUAUCUUGUGCCCUCUUGUCAUUUCUCAAUACCUUUUUCGGGUACCGGGCUGAACCCCUGAGCGUGACCGCCAUUACAGCUCAGGUUGCUACCUUGCCACUGGGUCGUUUCCUGGCUAAAAUUCUGCCCAAAAACAAGUUUCGGAUUCUGGGUUUUGGAGACCGGCAGUUUUCCCUGAACCCCGGUCCGUUUAACAUCAAAGAACAUGCGUUGAUCUCCAUUUUUGCUAAUAGUGGUUUUGCUUUCGGUUCCGGCACUCCUUAUGCUAUUGGGAUCGUGAACAUUGUCAAAGCUCUUUACCGUCGAAAGAUUUCCUUCUUGGCCAGUUGGAUUCUUGUUAUCACAACCCAGGUAAUCGGUUAUGGUUUCGCUGGGGUGAUAAGGAAGUAUGUUGUGGAGCCUGCAGAGAUGUGGUGGCCUUCCAGUCUUGUUCAAGUCUCUCUGUUGGGGGCACUACAUGAGAAAGAUAAGAGUCGCAUGUCAAGGGCGAAAUUCUUCCUGAUCGUAUUAGUCUGCAGCUUCUCUUUGUACACCCUCCCUGGCUACCUCCUCAAAAUAGCAUCCACCUUCGCGGUGCUGUGUUUGAUAUAUCCUCGUUCUGUAACACUUCAGCAAAUAGGUUCAGGAUUGGGAGGUCUUGGACUAGGGGCCUUCACCAUAGACUGGACAGUUGUGGCUUCGUUCCUGGGAAGUCCCCUUAUAACUCCAUUUUUCGCUAUUGUCAAUGUUUGUGUGGGCUAUGUGGCAGUGAUGUAUGUGGUGAUACCUGUAUGCUACUGGGUUUUUAACUUGUAUGAUGCCAAAACAUUUCCCUUCUUCUCCUCGCACUCAUUCAACGUGCAAGGGGGACCAUACAAUGUAUCAGCUGUAGUGAACCAAGGGUUUAAAUUAGACGUUCCAAUGUAUGAGAAACUUGGACCAUUGCGCAUGUCCAUGUUCUUCGCUAUUUCUUAUGCCCUUAGCUUUGCUGGUGUUGUUGCUACACUCACUCAUGUGGCUUGUUUCAAUGGGAAGGAGAUUAUUGCCAAAUUUAAAGCUUCAAACAAAGGAAAGGUGGACAUUCACACAAAGCUUAUGAAGCAGUACAAGGACAUCCCAAACUGGUGGUUCCAUGGUGCCCUUGCGCUCUCAGUGGCUCUUGGUCUUGUGCUCUGCAUAUUCAUGAAUGAUCAGGUUCAAUUGCCAUGGUGGGCACUACUGCUGUCAGCAUUGCUUGGUUAUGUUUUUACACUCCCAAUAAGCAUCAUCACGGCCACCACAAAUACGACACCUGGGCUAAAUGUUAUAACCGAAUAUGUGUUCGGUUUACUGUAUCCAGAAAGGCCUGUAGCCAAUGUCUGCUUUAAGACUUAUGGAUAUAUGAGUAUGAGCCAAGCUAUUUCUUUCCUACAAGAUUUUAAGCUAGGUCAUUACAUGAAGAUUCCGCCAAGAGACAUGUUCUUGGUGCAGUUUCUUGGAACCAUGAUUGCCGGGACAAUCAAUACUGCCGUGGCCUGGUACUUGUUGACAAGCAUUCCGAACAUAUGCAACACGACACUUCUUCCUGCUGAUAGUCCUUGGACCUGUCCGGGCGAUAAUGUGUUCUAUACUGCAUCGAUUAUCUGGGGGUUAGUAGGACCAUACCGAAUGUUUGGGCCACAAGGAUUUUACCGCGCCCUCAACUGGAGCUUUAUAAUAGGUGCGGCAGCUCCUAUUUUGGUGUGGCUGCUAUACAGAAUGUUCCCCAAACAGAAGUGGAUCAAGCUCAUAAACUUUCCAGUACUUCUUGGUGCAACAGCGAUGAUGCCUCCGGCUUCUUCUCUCAACUACAACAGCUGGAUUAUUGUGGGAACUAUCUUCAACUACUUCUUCUUCCAAUACAGGAAGAAAUGGUGGCAGAAGUACAACUAUGUGCUAUCAGCCGGAAUGGAUGCUGGCACCGCUUUCAUGGGUGUGCUUUUGUAUUUCUGUCUAAAUUUUGGAACCAUACAAAUUGAUUGGUGGGGAGCGGGUGAUCACUGCGACAUUGUUGAUUGCCCAACAGCCAAAGGUGUUGUUAUUCCUGACUGUCCAGUAGUGCAAUAG